GUGUUAUAUGUUGAUUUCCCCCAGGUAGAUCCAGUCUGUCAAUCGUCUGUAAGCAGCUGCACACUCACGGGCCCGAGCCCAUGCUUAACGCGGACUUAGCCAGUGCCUCGGCGGACCCUUGCGAGCUGCAGACCCUGGCAGCCUGGCCUGAGGGGAAAUUUUUGGCGGGUAGCCUUGAAGCAGCCCAACUACCCGCCGGCACCUUCAAGAACACUCUAGAUCCCAAACAGUUCUCACUUUUGCCAUGGGGAAAUCUUCAAAGGACAAGCGAGAUGCUUACUACAGGCUCGCCAAGGAGCAAGGCUGGCGAGCUCGAAGUGCAUUCAAGCUGCUCCAGCUCGAUGAAGAAUUCAAUCUGUUCGAGGACGUGACCCGGGUGGUGGAUCUCUGCGCAGCACCAGGUAGCUGGUCGCAGGUCCUGUCUCGGGUGCUCAUCAAGGGCGAGAAGUUUGGCCGCUCAGCAUGGCAGGACAAGGAGGCCCAGCUGCGGCAGCAGAUGUUGCGUGUCUUUGCCCCGGAUGCAGCAGUGCCCGUCGACGUCAACCAGGGUGCCGAAGAACUUAAGCCGCGCAAAGACGUCAAAAUCGUCUCCAUAGACCUGCAGCCCAUAAGCCCGCUGCCAGGAAUCGUCACCCUCCGCGCCGACAUCACCCACCCAGCGACCGUCCCUCUGCUCCUAAAAGCCCUGGACCCCGAGUACGACGCCAGAAAGAGGAGCCAGCAGGCCUCUCACCCUGUGGACCUGGUCCUGAGCGACGGCGCGCCCGACGUGACCGGCCUGCAUGAUCUGGACAUCUACGUCCAGUCGCAGCUACUGUUCGCAGCCCUCAACCUGGCCCUGUGCGUCCUGAAACCAGGCGGAAAAUUCGUGGCCAAGAUCUUCCGCGGCAGGAACGUCGACGUGCUGUACGCCCAGCUAAAGCUGUUUUUCGAGCGAGUCGUUGUGGCCAAGCCCCGCUCCUCGAGAGCCAGCAGCAUUGAGGCCUUCAUCGUCUGCCUCAACUUCCAGCCUCCACCGGGAUUCAUAGCAAGCCUAGACGAGCCGCUGGGUGUUGGACACAAGCUGCCGCAGAUGAUCAGGGAGAGGACCGACAGCCUGCCCAUCAUUGCAAAGACGACGAUGCAGAACCCGGCUACGGGUGCUUGGGACGUGGCCCCAGAGCCUAGCUCCAAUGUCCGGCCAGAUGGCGUGGUUGAAGUCGAGAUUGAUGAUCAGACAUAUGGCGAAACGCAGGACGUACGAUGGAUUGCACCCUUCAUCGCAUGCGGGGAUCUCUCUGCCUUUGACUCUGAUGCGUCGUAUCAGUUGCCCGAGGGUCACGUUACUCUGGAUCCGAUUCAGCCCCCUACGGCGCCACCCUACAAGCGAGCUAUCGAGAUGAGGAGGGCAGCCGGCGGGGCAUAUGGCAAGACAGUGAAGUGUUGAUUACAAUCUAAUAACAAUUCCCGGCUCCCGACACCAAUACCUCUAAAUCUAUCAAGUCCAGCACCCAGCAGCAUCUGAGGGCCUGGUAGGCUCCCCCUCUACAUGCAGCGAACAACCGGCGUCAUGGACAUACAGCGAGGUAUUCAGUGACUAGAGGCCGGGCCGUUCUUCUCCAAAAGCUUCAAGUUGGGGUUUUUGUUGGUUGCGAAGAAAUCAUGAGCGUCAAAAAUUUUGGCGUACAGCUUCUCACUCUCGGGGCUGCUCGCGAGGAUCCACAGAGCUCUCAGCUCCGGCCAACCCUCCACGAUCUCGUUCAUGCACUUCAUCAGGAACGUACCCAAGCCCUUCUGCUGAUGCUCCGCGAGGACAUACACGUCCGUCAGGUACCCGAACGUGACGCGGUCCGUGAUGAGCCUUGCUGCUCCGAUCAUUGUGCGUUUCUGGUCUACCGGUCGGCAACGUCAGUCCCGGCCAUCCCACCAGACGCGGUACAGGCUACCAUACCUUUAAUAGGCUGCCCCGAAUUC
Messenger RNA from Diaporthe batatas, 1953 nucleotides. RefSeq names its product tRNA methyltransferase TRM7. The coding region runs from base 245 to 1426 and encodes 393 amino acids. Gene Ontology annotation, molecular function: tRNA methyltransferase activity. The transcript has 2 exons. Gene Ontology annotation, biological process: tRNA methylation; cytoplasmic translation. Lineage: Eukaryota; Fungi; Ascomycota; Sordariomycetes; Diaporthales; Diaporthaceae. Gene Ontology annotation, cellular component: cytoplasm. The record is from RefSeq and is a predicted model, not a curated record.